CUCACUGAGCCUGCGCGAGGCAGGAGGGAAAAGGAGGUGGGGGGCCUCCGAAAAGAUGGCGGCUGCCCCUGCGGGUGUGGGCCGCCUCGAGGAAGAGGCGCUGCGGCGGAAAGAACGGCUGAAGGCCCUCCGGGAGAAAACCGGGCGCAAGGACAGGGAAGAUGGGGAGCCACAGACCAAGCAGCUCAGAGAAGAGGAAGAGGAAGUUGGGAAGCACAGGGGACUCAGGCUCCGGAACUAUGUCCCAGAGGAUGAAGACCUGAAGAGGAGGCGGGUCCCCCAGGCAAAACCAGUGGCAGUGGAGGAGAAGGUGAAGGAGCAGCUGGAGGCAGCCAAGCCCGAGCCUGUCAUUGAGGAAGUGGACCUGGCCAACCUGGCACCCCGGAAACCUGAUUGGGAUCUCAAGAGAGAUGUGGCCAAGAAACUAGAGAAGCUAGAAAAGCGGACCCAGAGAGCCAUCGCGGAGCUGAUCCGUGAACGGCUAAAAGGCCAGGAGGACAACCUGGCCUCCGCAGUGGACGCCACCACUGGACAAGAGGCUUGUGAUUCAGACUGAAAUGUUCUCCGUGUCCCAUCUGAUCUGUUCAGCACACAUCCUGUGGGAAGAUGGUUGCAGGCAGGGAUGGGGUUAGGCCGCCCAGCACUUCUGGGCCUUGAGAACUGAACCAACCUACUGAGUGUCGGCUCCUGUUGGGUGUGACCAGUUCAUCUCCCCAGGGUGCCCACCACCCUGAGUGGCUCAAAGCUGGGAUCUGUACAUAUGUGUGUAAACUGAGCUUUUUUUCAACUUCUGCAAAUAAACCUCCAUUCAGUAGA
Messenger RNA from Mus pahari (shrew mouse), 816 nucleotides. RefSeq names its product coiled-coil domain containing 12 (gene Ccdc12). Bases 56 to 556 code for a protein of 166 amino acids. The transcript is spliced from 7 exons. Gene Ontology annotation, cellular component: post-mRNA release spliceosomal complex; U2-type spliceosomal complex. NCBI's taxonomy places the organism in Eukaryota, Metazoa, Chordata, Mammalia, Rodentia, Muridae. The record is from RefSeq and is a predicted model, not a curated record.